Sciurus carolinensis (gray squirrel) is the source of this 1896-nucleotide messenger RNA. RefSeq names its product solute carrier family 22 member 14 (gene Slc22a14). Bases 1 to 1896 code for a protein of 631 amino acids. The record is from RefSeq and is a predicted model, not a curated record. Gene Ontology annotation, molecular function: transmembrane transporter activity. Gene Ontology annotation, cellular component: membrane. Lineage: Eukaryota; Metazoa; Chordata; Mammalia; Rodentia; Sciuridae. Gene Ontology annotation, biological process: transmembrane transport. The transcript has 10 exons.
AUGUCAGGAGAAAAGAACUCUGAGGCAGAGGAUGACUCCCAGGUUCCUGGGAGCUCGAACAGGCGUGGAACCUCAGGGAAUUCCCAUUCCUGGAGCGUGGAUACUCUGUUACAGAGAUUGAGGGCCAUGGAAUCCAAGAAGGAUGACAAGUUUGCUGAUGUCCUGGAUGCAGUGGGGGAGUUUGGCACGUUCCAGCGGAGGCUGAUAGCCCUCACUUUUAUUCCCAACAUUUUGUCGGCCUUCUUCAUGUUUGCUGACCACUUCGUGUUCUCAGAAGAGAAGCCCUAUUGCAACACCAGCUGGAUCCUGGCAUUGGACCCCAACCUCUCAGAGGCUGAGCAGAUGAACCUGACCCUGCCCAGAGCACCCAAUGGCAGUUUUCUGACCUGUCUCAUGUACUUGCCUGUGUCCUGGGAUCUCGAGUCUAUCAUUCAGUUUGGCCUCAACUACACAAACCCGUGUGAAAAUGGAUGGAUCUACCCUGAGUCCAAGAAGAGAUCGCUUAUCAGUGAGUUCGACCUCGUAUGUGGCAAGGAACCGAAAAAGGAAACCGUGCAGACCAUGUUCAUGACGGGCCAACUGAUAGGGUCUCUCAUCUUUGGGUUAUUAAGUGACAAGCUGGGCCGCUACCCUGCCAUCCUGCUGUCUCUGCUGGGGCUGCUCUUCUUUGGCUUCGGGACAGCCUUCGUGAACAGCUUUCACCAGUAUCUCUUCUUCCGCUUUGGCGUCUCCCAGGCCGUGAUGGGCUACGCCAUUGUCAGCCUGACUUUAGUCACCGAGUGGCUCGUGGGGGAGCACCGGGCCCAUGCGGUCAUCCUGGAGCACUGCUUUUUCUCUGUGGGGGUCAUGUUCCUGACGGGGCUGGCUUACAACCUUCCCCACUGGCGGCUGCUGUUCCUGGUGGGCGGGGCACCUGUGUUCCCCCUCAUCUCCUACAUUUGGAUUCUCCCAGAGUCCCCACGGUGGCUGAUGAUGAAAGGGAAGGUGAAAGAGGCCAAGGAGAUAUUGUGCUACGCAGCGGAAGUGAACAAGAAGACCAUUCCUCUAAACCUGCUGGAUGAGCUGCAGCUGCCUGGAAAGAAGGCGACUAAGGCCUCUGCCGUAGACUUCUGCAGCAAUAAGUACCUCUGUAAGGUGACCUUGGUGAUGGGCUGCGUGUGGCUUACUGUCAGUUACAGCUAUUUUACAAUGAGCCUCAAGUUGAGAGAGUUUGGAGUGAGCAUCCACUUCAGACAGGCGAUCCCUGGCAUCUUGGAGGUGCCUGCCCGGCUGUGCAGCAUCUUUCUCCUCGAACAGAUGGGGAGGAAGUGGAGCCUGGCUCAGACUCUCAUCCAAGCCGCCUUAAUGUGCUUGUUUACGCUUCUCCUCCCGCAAGGUUUUAAAUCCAUCUUAAUCUUGUUGCUUAUGCUUGGAGGGUGCAGCCUGGCUGCCACUGUCACUGUGGUCUUCAUCUACACUGCUGAGCUCUUCCCCACCAUCCUCAGGUCUACAGGUCUGGGGCUGAUGUCUCUGGCCUCAUCAGGUGGAGUUAUCUUGUCCCUGACAGUCAUUAGCCAGCUCCCAACCCUCCUGCCCAUCUUUCUCUGCUUCAUCUCAUCUGUGGUAGCUUUGUGUUUUUCCUUCCUGCUGCCAGAAACACAAAACCAGCUCCUCUCUGACAGUCUGGAGCAAUUUUCAAGAGCAAGCUUACAGAAAGAUUCGAUUCAGCACUCUGACAGCAACUUCAAGAAGAGGAAGGACACUGUGGUGCCUGAGGAUGUCUUCGAUGAUAUGUCUGAAGAAGUGGCAAAGAACACCAUUCUCAAUGCCCAGGUUCUGAGAUUGGACCCAAACUCUUUCCCCGACACCACCUUGGAGAAAUCCAGAGAAGAGCAAACAAACAGUCAGGUUUCCUGA